Messenger RNA from Nannochloropsis gaditana CCMP526, 365 nucleotides. RefSeq lists its product as uncharacterized. The coding region runs from base 24 to 365 and encodes 113 amino acids. The record is from RefSeq and is a predicted model, not a curated record. The transcript is spliced from 3 exons.
CGGGGGCGGAGGCAAGGGGAGAGAUGAGGGAGGAAGUUUUGUAUUGGCUGUACAUGGAGGAGAUGGACUUUUUUUCUGGCAAGCUUUACCGAGAAAUCGACGCGGCCCGGGAGGACGACAUUCGGCGAGCGGCCCAUGGAGAGCCCUCCUACUACGAGGAAGGCUAUGGCGCGAAAGACGAGGAGGGGACACCGCGGCCGACGGUGGUGAGCAAGGGGGUGGUCGGGCCGGAGGGGGAGGUGGAAAAACUGGACGAAUUCCUGUACAGCGACCUGGUGCCGGGGAACGUGACGGCCUUUUUGGAGGGAGCUGGGCAGGGGCAGUCGGUGUUGGAUGACUUUGGCGGCAUCGCCUUGCCCCGGUGA